This is a messenger RNA of Penicillium manginii, 2442 nucleotides long. RefSeq lists its product as uncharacterized. The transcript is spliced from 3 exons. Gene Ontology annotation, cellular component: chromatin. The record is from RefSeq and is a predicted model, not a curated record. Lineage: Eukaryota; Fungi; Ascomycota; Eurotiomycetes; Eurotiales; Aspergillaceae. Gene Ontology annotation, molecular function: DNA-binding transcription factor activity, RNA polymerase II-specific; RNA polymerase II cis-regulatory region sequence-specific DNA binding; zinc ion binding. Gene Ontology annotation, biological process: regulation of transcription by RNA polymerase II; DNA-templated transcription. Bases 1 to 2442 code for a protein of 813 amino acids.
AUGAAGAAUCAUGCUUGCGACUACACUGGGUGUACCAAAAGCUUCACCCGCGCCGAACAUCUUCGUCGCCAUGCUCUAAAUCAUGACCAACCACGCAAUGGGUUCACAUGUGAGCGCUGUUCCGUACAUUUCCAGCGCCCUGAUCUUCUAGCUCGACAUAUGGAGCGCCACACAAAACGAGACGCCGAAGCAGGUGGGCCUGGACUUGGGGUAUUGAAGACUCGGAAAAGGACUCGCAGGGCUGGGGACGGAACGAUAAUUGUACGACCAUCACAACGGGAAAUGCGGUCGGCAGGACGUUCUACAAUCUCUACUACAAGUUCCUCCGACCGUGGAAUAAUCGAAGAUGAUGAUUCCUUUCUGCAUGAGGCACCUCUGUCGCCACCGGGUUCUGGUACGGAUCCAACAUCUCUAGAUAUUGAUGAUAUCGAUGAUAUCGAUCAUUCCGAUCCUUUCCUUGCCCCAAUGAUGCCCGGGGGGCCAUUUGAGCCAUAUGUGGAACCGAUCCCAGGGCAAUUUGACGCUGCUGAUGGAUCAUUCAACAUCGGACUAAACGAGAUGGGUGAUUUCUUCGGCACCGACACCGCAACGGACUUCAAUCUACCCUUCGCUGCGACGGACAAUUAUAAUUGGUUAUUUGACGUCGCUUCCCUCGACGACGCUUUUCAUCAUUUUGACUUUCCACUGGGAUUUGACGCUGGGCCAUUCCCAGAUAUCAUGGACACUGAAUAUAGUCAAGUCAUUGACAAAUAUGAUGGCCCUUCGGCAUUGCUUGAGGUUGCCUCUAUGAUAAACAAGACACAAACAUCGCCACAGCGCCCAAUUUCUCCCGAUGGCCCAGAUAUGAUUGGCAUGGACUGGCUCUCUGGGUCUUCGUAUUUGGGCCCGAAUCCCUCUCCAAGACUACCACAACUCUCAGACAAUGCCUGUCAACGAGUUCUCGCUCUGGUGCAACAGACGCGUCCUAUGGGUCUUGAUAGUCAACCGAUGGCUCUUGACUCACACUUACUUUCACUCCCUGCAUUGCAAAGCUACAGUGACUUUUUCUUUUCACGGUUCAAUGUGACAUAUCCACUUGUGCACCAGUCAACUUUCAAUCCCGAUCUUGUUGAUCCAGUAUUUCUCGCUGCUGUAUUGUUCAUGGGUGCUACCUAUAGCACACGAGAAGCUCAUCAGCUAGCUGUUGAAAUCCAUGACAACUUGCGAAAUCAACUCCUUUGCCAUCAAGACUUUUCUCCACAGCCAGACCUCUGGGUUCUCCAGACAAUGCUUCUUAUCGACUGUUUCGGAAAAAUGAGGGCUGGACCAAAGCAAAGAGAACGCGCUCAACUCUUCCACUGCGUUUUAAUAAAGCUGAUCCGUCGAAGCACCUGCUGCAAUAUUCACGACUCCCCAACUUUACCACGGUCGGAUGAUUUGGAUUAUGCAUGGCGAUAUGCAAUGGUUGAAGAGCAGCGGAAACGCCUAGCAAUGCUUUGCUUUAUGUGGGAUACGCAGCAUGCCGUACUCUUUUCUCAGUCUCUUUGCAUGUCCGCAUUCGAGAUAAGGUCCUCAUUACCAUGCAGUGCCGCUAUCUGGGAAGCAACAACGGCUCAAGAAUGGGCACAUCUAGCUGCUCGUGAGACAAACCGCCCUUUCCUAGCAGUGCUCAAGGGAUAUAUUACUCCUAGCGCAGUCUCCAGACCCCGCGACUUGAAUGUUUUCGCCCGCACAGUUAUCCUCCACGGAUUAAUGUCGGUCUCUGCUGAUCUCAAACGUCGUGACCAAACAACCCUCCGGUCAGAAACGCCCGAAAAGGUUGGGGCCUGGACUCCACGUAUGAGCCGGUCGUACGACUUAUGGAAAGUGGACUUUGAUGCAGACUGCUUAAGUAUGAAGCUCGCUCAAACGGCAGAUCCGCAGAGGUUCACAGGCUUGAAAAUGGCCGCCCAUGCCCUCUAUCAUGCUUCUUGUCUUGCUUUGAACGUGGAAAUUCUGGACUUGCAAAUUGUUGCCGGUGCCAAACAGAUUCUAGGGAGGAAUAUUACCCCAGCUGAUCAAUCACGAUCCCAGCGAAAGAUUUACCAGUGGCUGCAUGAAGAUUCCAGCGCAUCGUCUAUUGCUGCCCGACAUGCAUCAUUCCUCUUACAAGAUGCAGUCUUAAGUCUACACGACUGGGACCAUACUGAUGCGUUCCAUUUCCCAUGGUGCUUAUAUCUUGCUACACUGGCCUGUUGGGUCUUCCAUCGAGGAAUGGAUAUUUCUUCCUCGGAGAACCGAACUCAUACGGACCUCUCGUCUCUGAUUGUGAUGAUGACGAACUGCCCAAGUGCUACUGAGCUAGCUGCUUUGUCCGGAAAGUAUGACCCCAAGCCCCUAGCGUCGGCAAUGGCACAACAGCUUGCCACUGUUCGGUGGGCUGUGGUACAUGAUGCCAUGAAAGUACUAGUUGGGUUAUCUUGA